GUUUCCGGUGUUGUGACUGAAACCCGUCAAUAUGGCGGCGAUCGGCCGCGGCCGCUCUCUGAAGAACCUCCGAAUACGAGGGCGGAAUGACAGCGGCGAGGAGAACGUCCCGCUGGAUCUGACCCGAGAUCCUUCUGAUAACUUAAGAGAGAUUCUCCAAAAUGUGGCCAAAUUGCAAGGAGUAUCAAAUAUGAGAAAGCUAGGCCAUCUGAAUAACUUUACUAAGCUUCUUUGUGAUAUUGGCCACAAUGAAGAAAAAUUGGGUUUUAACUAUGAGGAUAUCAUAAUUUGUUUGCGGUUAGCUUUAUUAAAUGAAGCAAAAGAAGUGCGAGCAGCAGGGCUACGAGCGCUUCGGUAUCUCAUCCAAGACUCCAGUAUUCUCCAGAAGGUGCUAAAAUUGAAAGUGGACUAUUUAAUAGCUAGGUGCAUUGACAUACAGCAGAGCAACGAGGUAGAGAGGACACAAGCACUUCGAUUAGUCAGAAAGAUGAUUACUGUGAAUGCUUCCUUGUUUCCUAGUUCUGUGACCAACUCAUUAAUUGCAGUUGGAAAUGACGGACUUCAAGAAAGAGACAGAAUGGUUCGAGCAUGCAUUGCCAUUAUCUGUGAACUAGCACUUCAGAAUCCAGAGGUGGUGGCCCUUCGAGGUGGACUAAAUACCAUCUUAAAAAAUGUGAUCGAUUGCCAAUUAAGUCGAAUAAAUGAGGCCCUCAUUACUACAAUUUUGCACCUCCUUAAUCAUCCAAAGACCCGGCAGUACGUGCGAGCUGAUGUAGAGUUAGAGCGAAUUUUAGCACCCUAUACCGAUUUUCACUACAGACAUAGUCCAGAUACAGCUGAAGGACAGCUCAAAGAAGACAGGGAAGCACGCUUUCUAGCCAGUAAAAUGGGAAUCAUAGCAACAUUCCGGUCAUGGGCAGGUAUUAUUAAUUUAUGUAAACCUGGAAACUCGGGAAUCCAGUCACUAAUUGGAGUACUUUGCAUACCAAAUAUGGAAAUAAGGCGAGGUCUACUUGAAGUGCUUUAUGAUAUCUUUCGUCUUCCCCUACCUGUUGUGACUGAGGAGUUCAUAGAAGCACUGCUUAGUGUAGAUCCAGGGAGGUUCCAAGACAGUUGGAGACUUUCAGAUGGCUUUGUAGCAGCUGAGGCAAAAACUAUCCUUCCUCAUCGUGCCAGAUCCAGACCAGACCUCAUGGAUAAUUAUUUGGCACUGAUACUGUCUGCAUUUAUUCGUAAUGGACUUUUAGAGGGUCUAGUUGAAGUGAUAACGAACAGUGAUGACCAUAUCUCAGUUAGAGCUACUAUCCUUUUAGGAGAGCUUUUACAUAUGGCAAACACAAUUCUUCCUCAUUCACAUAGCCAUCAUUUGCACUGUUUGCCAACCCUAAUGAAUAUGGCUGCAUCCUUUGAUAUCCCCAAAGAAAAGAGACUGCGAGCCAGUGCAGCCUUGAACUGUUUAAAACGCUUCCAUGAAAUGAAGAAACGAGGACCUAAGCCGUAUAGCCUCCAUUUAGAUCACAUUAUUCAAAAAGCAAUAGCAACACACCAGAAACGGGAUCAAUAUCUCCGAGUUCAGAAAGAUAUAUUUGUUCUUAAGGAUACAGAGGAAGCUCUUUUAAUAAACCUUAGAGAUAGCCAAGUCCUUCAACAUAAAGAGAAUCUUGACUGGAACUGGAAUCUUAUAGGGACCAUUCUUAAGUGGCCAAAUGUAAAUCUAAGAAACUAUAAAGAUGAACAGUUACACAGGUUUGUACGAAGACUACUUUAUUUUUACAAGCCUAGCAGUAAAUUAUAUGCCAACUUGGAUUUGGAUUUUGCUAAGUCCAAGCAGCUCACAGUUGUGGGUUGCCAAUUUACAGAAUUUCUUCUUGAGUCCGAAGAGGAUGGGCAAGGGUACUUAGAAGAUCUAGUAAAGGAUAUUGUUCAGUGGCUCAAUGCCUCAUCUGGAAUGAAACCCGAAAGAAGUCUUCAAAAUAAUGGUUUAUUGACUACCCUUAGUCAACACUACUUUCUAUUUAUUGGAACACUUUCUUGCCACCCUCAUGGAGUCAAAAUGUUAGAAAAAUGCAGUGUAUUUCAAUGUCUCCUUAAUCUUUGCUCUUUGAAAAACCAAGAUCACUUGCUAAAGCUGACUGUUUCUAGCUUGGACUAUAGCAGAGACGGAUUGGCUAGAGUCAUCCUUUCCAAAAUCCUAACUGCAGCUACUGAUGCCUGCAGACUGUAUGCAACAAAACAUUUAAGGGUAUUAUUGAGAGCUAAUGUUGAAUUCUUCAAUAAUUGGGGAAUUGAGUUACUAGUGACCCAGCUACAUGAUAAAAACAAAACAAUUUCUUCUGAAGCUCUUGAUAUCCUCGAUGAAGCAUGUGAAGACAAGGCUAAUCUUCAUGCUCUUAUUCAGAUGAAGCCAGCUUUAUCCCACCUUGGAGACAAGGGUUUGCUUCUCCUCCUGAGAUUCCUCUCCAUUCCAAAAGGAUUUUCCUAUCUCAAUGAAAGGGGUUAUGUAGCAAAACAAUUGGAAAAGUGGCACAAGGAAUAUAAUUCAAAAUAUGUUGACUUGAUUGAGGAACAACUUAAUGAAGCACUUACUACUUAUCGGAAGCCUGUUGAUGGUGAUAACUAUGUUCGUCGGAGUAACCAAAGGUUACAGCGUCCUCAUGUCUACCUGCCUGUACACCUUUAUGGACAACUGGUACACCAUAAAACAGGCUGCCAUUUGCUGGAAGUACAGAAUAUUAUUACAGAACUUUGUCACAAUGUUCGUACACCAGAUUUGGAUAAAUGGGAAGAAAUUAAAAAACUGAAAGCAUCUCUUUGGGCCUUGGGAAAUAUUGGUUCAUCAAAUUGGGGUCUCAAUUUGCUACAAGAAGAAAAUGUGAUUCCAGAUAUACUAAAACUUGCAAAACAGUGUGAAGUUCUUUCCAUCAGAGGGACCUGUGUAUAUGUACUUGGGCUCAUAGCUAAAACCAAACAAGGCUGUGAUAUUCUAAAAUGUCACAACUGGGAUGCUGUGAGGCAUAGUCGCAAACAUUUGUGGCCAGUGGUUCCAGAUGAUGUGGAACAACUCUGUAAUGAACUUUCAUCUAUCCCAAGCACUCUAAGUUUGAACUCAGAGUCAACCAGCUCUAGACAUAAUAGUGAAAGUGAAUCUGCGCCAUCAAGUAUGUUCAUAUUGGAAGAUGACCGGUUUGGCAGCAGCUCUACUAGUACGUUUUUCCUUGACAUCAGUGAAGAUGCAGAGCCAGCAUUUUUUGACCGAUCUGGACCCAUAAAGGAUAAAAAUUCAUUCCCUUUCUUUGCUUCCAGUAAACUUGUGAAGAAUCGUAUCUUAAAUUCACUUACUUUGCCUAAUAAAAAACAUCGCAGUAGCAGUGAUCCAAAAGGAGGGAAACUGUCAUCUGAAAACAAGACAAGUAACAGGCGAAUCAGAACACUUACAGAGCCCAGUGUUGACUUUAAUCACAGUGAUGAUUUUACACCCAUCUCCACCGUACAGAAAACAUUACAAUUAGAAACUUCAUUUGUUGGGAAUAAGCACAUUGAAGACACUGGUAGUACUCCAAGUAUUGGAGAAAAUGACUUAAAAUUCAACAAGAGUUUUGGUGUAGAGAAUCACAGAGAAAACACAAGCCGAGAGAGGUUAGUUGUAGAAAGUUCAACGAGUUCACAUAUGAAAAUACGCAGCCAAAGUUUUAAUACAGACACUACAACAAGUGGCAUAAGUUCAAUGAGCUCAAGUCCUUCACGAGAGACAGUAGGUGUAGAUGCUACAACUAUGGACACAGACUGUGGAAGUAUGAGUACUGUGGUAAGUACUAAAACUGUUAAGACAAGUCACUAUUUGACACCACAGUCUAACCAUCUCUCUCUCUCCAAAUCAAACUCAGUGUCCCUGGUGCCUCCAGGUUCUUCUCAUACACUUCCUAGAAGAGCACAGUCCCUUAAAGCACCCUCUAUUGCUACGAUUAAAAGUCUAGCAGAUUGUAACUUUAGUUACACAAGUUCUAGAGAUGCCUUUGGGUACGCUACACUGAAAAGAUUACAGCAACAAAGAAUGCAUCCAUCCUUAUCUCACUCUGAAGCUUUGGCAUCUCCAGCAAAAGAUGUGCUGUUUACUGAUACCAUCACCAUGAAGGCCAACAGUUUUGAGUCCAGAUUAACACCAAGCAGGAUCGAUUUUAAAAAGAAGCAUGUCGGGGGAAUCAGGAGCUUAAGACCUACAAUAACAAACAACCUUGUCAGGUUCAUGAAAGCUUUAAGUUAUGCAUCAUUAGAUAAAGAAGAUUUAUUAAGCCCUAUUAAUCAAAAUACCCUGCAGCGAUCCUCCUCAGUGAGAUCCAUGGUGUCCAGUGCUACAUAUGGUGGCUCAGAUGAUUACAUUGGUCUUGCUCUCCCAGUAGACAUCAAUGAUAUAUUUCAGGUAAAGGAUAUUCCUUAUUUUCAGACAAAAAACAUACCUCCACAUGAUGAUCGAGGUGCAAGAGUAUUUGCCCAUGAUGCAGGAGGUCUUCCAUCUGGAACUGGAGGUCUUGUAAAAAACUCUUUUCACUUGCUACGACAGCAAAUGAGUCUUACGGAAAUAAUGAAUUCAAUCCAUUCAGAUGCUUCUUUGUUUUUAGAAAGUACAGAAGAUACUGGUCUACAGGAGCAUACAGAUGAUAACUGCCUUUAUUGUGUCUGUAUCGAAAUUCUGGGUUUCCAGCCUAGUAACCAACUAAGUGCGAUAUGUAGUCAUUCAGACCUUCAAGAUAUUCCAUAUUCUGAUUGGUGUGAGCAGACUAUCCACAAUCCCUUGGAAGUGGUUCCCUCUAAAUUUUCAGGGAUUUCUGGAUGCAGCGAUGGGGUGUCUCAAGAAGGCUCGGCUAGCAGCACCAAAAGCACAGAAUUGUUACUAGGUGUUAAAACAAUUCCAGAUGAUACACCAAUGUGCCGUAUACUCCUUCGAAAAGAAGUUUUAAGAUUAGUCGUUAAUUUGAGUAGUUCAGUUUCAACUAAAUGUCAUGAAACUGGGCUUUUAACAAUUAAGGAGAAGUAUCCUCAGACAUUUGACGACAUAUGCCUUUACUCUGAGGUUUCCCAUUUGCUGUCCCACUGCACAUUUAGACUUCCAUGUCGGAGGUUCAUACAAGAAUUAUUUCAAGAUGUACAGUUUUUACAAAUGCAUGAAGAAGCAGAGGCUGUGUUGGCAAUACCACCAAAGCAACCUAUAGUUGAUACAUCUGCUGAAUCCUGACCUCAUAUUUAUGAUGUAUAUAGAUAUAUGCUAUAUAUAUUCAUAUUUGUGGAUUUCCUAAAAGCCUCAGAAAAUACUGACUGGGCAGCAGAGACAGGAGUAUCUUCUGUACGCUGUUCCAGCAAUUACUGGUACAUGAACAGUUGGAACUGCUGACUUUCCUAACCAAAACAACUUCCUUCUCUCCACUGUUGAGCCCUUUGAAGGGUUCAUGAUUCAUUACCACAGUUCUAAGACUUUUAGUUACCAUUGUAUGCAAGAGCCAAGCACUGAAUUACCUACAUAGGUUUUCUAUUUUUUCAUUUUAAAAGCAUCAUGACAGUGGAACAAUAAUGGAAUAUGCAGAAGCACCCUUCACAGUUGUUUCUGAAUUCUUUUUUAGGGUAAAUAUAAAGAUGCCUUGUUUGUUAACUAAUUCGUGGAAACCAGGAAUCAGUGUCUCUAAGGCUGCAUCCUGUUACCAUAAUGGGGUGUGCUAUAACUGCUGGUAUUAGAGAGGGAACUUUUGGCCCUUUCACAUUUUUCUUAAUGUUUGUAACACUACUUCAGAGGUUUGUAACCUUAAAGUGAAAGAAGAGCUUCAACAACCCGAGACUUAUAAGUUAUUUUUUUGUUACUAGACUUGCAUAAAGAUUCUUAUUUGUUUUCUGUCUCUUCAGUUUUGUUGCAAUGUGUUAUUAUAGGCUAUUUGAACCAAUUAAGGUUUUUCACUACAGUUCCUGAUUAAAAUCAGAAAAUUAUUUUUUAUUUUAAUUGAAAAUGUUUCCCACUUAUGGAAUGCAUAUACGAGGGCUGUCUGGGAAGUAUCCAGCCAUUGUUAAUAUAUUUUUCAUAUUGCAUGGCUGGAUACUUUCUGGACACCCUCGUAUUUUCAGUAGACUUCCAUUUUCAUUAAAUUUCCAUAUCGUUUUAAACAGGAACUUGAAUAAGCACUAUUAAUUGAGACCUAAAACAAAAGAAAGCAUUAAAUAAUACUUUGGAUCUCCUGAGGAAAAGAUAAGUUUGCCUGCAAUUUACACAUUCCAUGGGGAAAGAAGAGCCAUAUUUCCUUUUUAAAAAUCAUUAAUAAAAUAUGUUAUUAAGGUUAAAAAUUGUAGUGAAAAGCCUUAAGUACCAAAUUUUUAAGCAGCAGUAACUUAAUCUUUAUAUCAAUGUUUUUGUUUUGCACAAACUACAUGCAGUAAUAGGUGAGUUUAUGAGUACAGUAAUUGCCUUUAUCACAUUUGUGAAGUUGUUUAGUUGAUGAGGGCAAGGUUUUUUUUUUGUUUAAUUUGUAUAUGUCUAAAGAUAUUUGGAAAUCGUCACAGGAAUUAAACAUAUAUGCAAAUUUGUAUAUAAAAAAUAGCAUGGCCAUCAUCAUUAGAAUGCUUGUAAAUGAAAGGAUUAUCUUUUUAGAGAUCUAUAUAUAAAUAGAAAUAGAGGAAAAAAUCCAGCUGGACUGAUUAGGACCCUUUUUAAAUUCAUUUGUGUAAACCAUUUUUACAAUUACACAUCAGUUUUGACACAGUCAUAGCACAUUGGUUAAAAUUUUCCCAUGUUGAAGAUCCUUGUUGUAAUCUAGUUGUUCUUUGGAUCUCCGUAAAGAACCGUGUGAACUAGAAAACAUAACUCACAAGAUUUUUUUCUUUUUUCUUUUUUUAAUUUACUGGCACUGAAAGUUCCAAUUGGGAUGAAGCAUUUCAUCUCACUCCGCAACACCUCUUUGACUGCACUUCAGUGAAUUGUUCUUAUGUGCACUGUGUAGCAACUUGCAUUGUAACGAAGCAGAUAAGGGCUGUAAGCUGCUGCUUAUGUUAAAAAGUGGUUCUUCAGAUUUUCUCUCAUAAAUCCAAUUGAAGAUAAAUAAUUUUUUAAACUUUAUCACUGAACCCAAGUGUUUAUUUAAAUGUCAACAGUACUUCUAAGAACGUUGCCUGUCACCUUGGUCUUUGGUCUUGGAUAAUUAAACUGCCUUUCCAAAGAACCAAAUGUCAGAGAUACUAGACCAAAUAGUGGUUAAAAACUCCAAAGGAAGUAAUGUAGUAAUCUUAUUCAUAAUGGGAUUAACAUAUUUUAAACAUUCAUUUUAAACACUACCUCAGUUAAUAUAGAGUAUAAAAUCUGUGGUUUAACCCCUUAAAAAUUAACAGUAAUUUUUUUCCUGUUCACAGACACACACACACAUCCACACACACACAUCCAUCCCUGUUCCUGUACCCCACCUUGGUCAUCCAUCCUGAAAUUAAGGCUUAGUUACUAUUAGCCUGAACAGGUUUGUUUGACUGUUACUCUGAAAGACAUGUAUGUAUACAUCAUCAUAUCUGCCUGUAGCACUUACUUUGGGGAAGACACUCGGAGCUUUGUGGUUAUCAGUAUACUAAAAAAAAAAAGUCUACAUAAAUUUAUAGUGCUAUUUGGUUUAUCCAUAGUUUCACUGACAGGUCUGAUACGUUUUCUUUGAGUACUUUUUUGUAUAAAAGUAGACUUUAUGGUGAAAAAUACAUGCAGUGCCAAGUGAUUAACUUAGGUGUUUAAAAGUAUUAAAUUAUAGCAGAAAAGGGUAGGAAUGGCAUCAGUGGUAAUAGAAAUAAUUGAGAAAAUCAUCUGUAAAUAAUAGAUAUUACCAGAUGAUAGAAUACCAAAAUAAUGUCAAUACUGUAGUUUUUCAAGAUUUUAGAAUUAAUCUUAGUCCAUAUAAAUUUGUACUAUUGGUAAUUAUUGAAUAAUUUGGAGGAAUUUGGGCAGUUGUGCUGGGUGUAAACUGUGAAUUUCUAAUUGUAAAGUGAAAUGUCAUUUCAAAUUGAAUUUUUUUUUUGAAAUACAGAUUUCAGCUUCACAUACUAAGCAAAUACUGAUAAGGAGAUUAGAAAUUUAGUAUUCAUAAUUAAAUAUGGUCUGAAAUUUCUUACACUUUUAUUUCCUGUUUAUGCUUAGGUAGAUUUUUGGGGGGUAGGGAGUCUAUUCUCCCUCAUUAAAGCUUUUCUAAUAAAGAUUAGUAACAUAAGGACAUUCCGUAAGACUGUGACAUUAAAAGAGGCUCUUUGGAAGUAUGUACAUUAUUAUUAUAAUAAUGUGUACAAGUCCUUUUGAAAUGGUGGCUUUAAUAAUUUUCAGCUCUUUUAUCUAGAGCUUGAGAUAAUUAAAGCUGAAUUUUUCAGGGCAUGUCACAAUGGCAAAGUGUUCAACAGUGAGAUGUCAAUGCUUAUUUAGAUUUGCAUACUGCUAUUUAUAUAAAAUUUCUUUCCAUUCAGAGGAUGCCUUUUAUCCCCACAUUAAAGCACAGAUCAUUAAGCAAUAAAAACCAAAUUGUCUGUCAUUCAAAUUAUAAUUGCAAUUAUUUUUGCAUGGUAAGAGUGAGGUGCUAAUUUUGUGUGAGAUGAACUUUUGUAAACUACUUUGGGAAAUGUUCUUUGGAAGUAAAGUUUUUUCCCCUUUAGUCCUAUGCUUCCAGUUUUGUCUCAAAUUCACAAUCCAUUAAAACAUGGGAAAAAAGAAAAGAUAAAAUUGAGACUUAUAGAAAGAGAAGAGCUGUUUGGAAUGGACAGACGUUUCAGAUUUUCCGAACUGUUCAGUUGGGAAAGGUCUCCAUUGUCUCCGCAUUCACAGAAUACAUUGUUACCAUCUUAAUUUCAAGAGUGUCAUUACAGUGAGAGUCUCAUUAAAAAGUGUACCAGUGAAAUUAAUAGCGGUGCUUAUCAAAGAAUAUUGAAAUCUGUGAGAAUCUUUCUAGGAGCAUUCUUUUUUUUUCUUUUAGUUCCAGGUUCCCAGGAUAUUUUUCAUUCAUAGUAGGUUUAUAUGACUCGCAGAAUGUGGAAUUUUCCCCCCUUGGAAUAUUUUUGUAAUGUAGGUGGAUAGCUACACCAUUGCAUGCAUAAAUUGCACAUUUUGUUUUACUUUCUUUAUGAAAUAUUUAAUUUGAAAAAUAUAAUUUAUGCCAAAAAAAAGCAUACCUUACAAGUCUGCCACUUAACUAGGUUGAUUUAGCACAAAAUGCAAAGUGUUGGGGCGGAGAGAGGGAGUGAAGAAAAAUUUUAUAAGUAAUUGUUGACAAAUGCCUGUCAGAAACCCUAAAGCUGCAUUGUAAAACAAAUGGUGUAAAUUAGUUUUGAAAGUGGUAAGGGAUUGUGAAAAAAAUCUCAGACUUAAUGCUCUCUAACCACAUGAUUUUCUUCUUUUUUCUAAUUUAGUAAUAUGCUGCUACAUAUUUGGAGGUUCUGGUGUUUGUAGGUCACUGAACAGACAUUGAAAUCUGAUUUAUAUUGUAUAACUGUAACAUAGAAAGAAAAAGUAUUUAUAUAUUUUCCGUAAGAAUAUUUCAUUGAGUUGUGUAUAAUUUAAAUAAGAUGUGUCCCCAAAUGGUUUUGCUCACCUUGAUUUUUUUGUUGUGGUUUUCUUGUUUUUGUAUAAUGUGUACAGUUUAUGUCAAGGGCAUUAAAAGCCUCCUGAAGCAUAAUCUUAUCAAAGGGAUACAUUGUUAAUAAAAUGUACUUAAAAUUCUUAAA
Molecule: messenger RNA, 9711 nt
Organism: Lemur catta (Ring-tailed lemur)
Lineage: Eukaryota; Metazoa; Chordata; Mammalia; Primates; Lemuridae
Gene: RICTOR
Product: RPTOR independent companion of MTOR complex 2
Exons: 39
Coding region: 32-5230 (1732 amino acids)
Biological process (GO): TORC2 signaling; positive regulation of phosphatidylinositol 3-kinase/protein kinase B signal transduction
Cellular component (GO): TORC2 complex
Molecular function (GO): protein serine/threonine kinase activator activity
Source: RefSeq, a predicted model, not a curated record